This is a messenger RNA of Colletotrichum paranaense, 651 nucleotides long. RefSeq names its product acetyltransferase. Gene Ontology annotation, molecular function: acyltransferase activity, transferring groups other than amino-acyl groups. The record is from RefSeq and is a predicted model, not a curated record. NCBI's taxonomy places the organism in Eukaryota, Fungi, Ascomycota, Sordariomycetes, Glomerellales, Glomerellaceae. The transcript has a single exon. The coding region runs from base 1 to 651 and encodes 216 amino acids.
AUGGCGCUACAGGACUCAUCACGACAUGGUUCCGUCCUCGAGAUCGGAACUCCGCGGAUGGUCAUCCGCACAGCUGUUCAGUCAGAUGCGGAAAAUUUACUCAAUUUUCUCCAGACGCCCGACAACUUUCCUUUCCAAGAGUCGGAACAGAACCUGACUAUAGAGAGAAUUCGCACCCGCAUCGACAAGUUUGUCGAUUUCACGAAAGAUGGAAAGAACGGCUGGGUUGUCAUCAUCCUCCGUGAGACCAACGAGUUGAUCGGCAAUGGUGGUUACAACACCUUCGAGACCGUGGACCCCACUAGAUUUCUCGCCGGCAAGACCACACUUUCGUCGGGAGAUAGGCGCAUGACGGACCUCGGCAUCAACAUCGAUCACCGACAUUGGCGUCAAGGCUAUGGUCUCGAGAUCCUCGAGGCGUUGAUUGAACAUGCUCGAACCGAACUGGGCUGUGAGGUGUUCAGGAUUGAAACGGGUGAUGACAACCAGCCAUGGAGGUCACUUAUGCGUGCUGCCGGCCUCGGUCAGUUCCAGUCACGCCACAAAGCUAGCUACGAUGCCAAUCAGGAGGUUUGGGCGUGGAAGUUUGACGCAGGUCACUGGGAAAAGUCGAAGAUGAAGCUCAAGGGAGAUGGAAAGUGGCUGGUUUGA